AGAGGAGGUUGCCUGAAAAGGAAGCACGACUCGCUUAUCGCGUCAUUCUGGGUUUAGGCGUUGAGCAGGAAACAGCCUUUCCUCUCGGAUUGUCGCAGUAGGAACAAACACACAAUUUUGUCUUUGCUCAAUGCACCCCUCGGCACAGAACACGCGGAAGCCGGUCAGAAGGAAAAAUGCCUCCUUCGAUAGAGAUAGCUGUUCUUCUCCUUGGCGUCCUGGCUUUGGAGACGCGCCGGAGUGCCAGCGCGCUGCAGAUCCAACAGGCAUUCGCGUCUCCAAAUCAGACCAAUAACUUCGUGGUGGACCCGGUCUCCAGAAAAGUCUACCUGGCCACGGUCAACACGGUCUACCAGCUGAAUGGGACCCUGAGCAUCGAGGUGGAGAAGAGGACCGGGCCAGUGGAGGACAACCUGUUGUGCCAUGCGCCACAGCUGCCACAGGCUCCAUGUGAGCAUCCUAAAUUCCUCACUGAUAACUACAAUAAGCUCCUGAAACUGGACAGAGAGCAAGGGGUCGUGGUGGUGUGUGGCUCCGUGUAUCAGGGCUUCUGUGAGCUCAGAAAAAUGGGGAAUAUUUCAGAGAUAGCAGUGGAGUUCCCACCUCAGGGUGAGAAGACUGUUUUCCCCAGCAUGCUGAACAUUGCUGCCAAUCACCCGAACGCGUCCACGGUCGGGCUCAUCUUCAGGAGUCACGGGGGCAACACCCGGCUUCUUGUCGGAGCCACUUACACAGGGGCUGGAACCCAGUUUUUCCCCAAAAAUCACAGCAAGGAGGAUCUGCGCUUUGAGAACACGCCGGAGAUCGCCAUCCGCUCCUUAAACGUCAAGGAUUUAUCUCGCCUUUUCACCUAUGACAUAAACCCCUCGGAGGAUAAUGUCUUUAAGAUUAAACAAGAGGUAAAAACCAAAAACAAGCUGAACUUCGUCCAUGCUUUCAUUCAAAAGACUUAUUCUUAUAUUGCCUUUAAUAAUGAUGCGAAAAUGGGCCAUAAGGAGAGUCAGCCCAACAGCAUCCUCGCCAGGAUAUGUUUGGAUACGGAGAACCCCAAAAAGCCCACCGGCCCAGAGAGCAGGAAGCUCACUGAGUCCUACAUCCAGAUGCCGCUCCAGUGUGGAUUUAGUGGGAACAUUUACAAUCGGUUGCUGUCCGUGUAUCCAGCGGAGAUCCACACAGACAGCGGGAAAAGCUCUGAGCCGUACCUGUUCGGAGUGUUUUCCAAGGCGGACAGAAAGUCUGCUCUGUGCGCCUUUAAGUUUAGUGACAUUGAGGAGGAGAUCCGACAAGGCCGCAGGAACUGCUCCAACUCCCCCAGCAGCGACGUUCAGGUCCUGGACAGCGUCAUCCAGGGCUCUGGAGCAGCCUGCAUCCAGAAAGGCAACCUGGUGUUGCAGCCGGAGCAGCUGGACUGCGGUGCGGCCCACCUGCAGCACCCUCUGGCUCUACGGAGGUCCCUCAGAGCCAUUCCCCUGUUUGAGUACACUGGCCUUAGUUCUGUUUCUGUGGAUAAUGUGCACAACCACACUGUGGUUUUCCUGGGAACGAGUAAUGGACGGCUUCGUAAGCUGACCUUCUUGCCGAACAUGACCUUGGCCAAUCAGUGGGCACUGAAGCUCCCGGCAAGCGAAGCAGUCCACCACAUCAUGACCUUUGACCCCAACGACAGCAACUUCCUUUAUCUCAUGACCUCACACCACAUGCUGAGGGUAAAAGUGAUGCAGUGUGACCAGUGGAGGAGCUGCAGUGACUGUUUGGGAGCAGGUGACGCCCACUGUGGUUGGUGUACUCUGGAGAAUAGGUGCACCAUCCAGAAGGAGUGUGCUCAGGGCCUGUUGUCACGCUCCUGGAUCGGCAUGGGUGAAGGCCCACAGCAGUGUCCGUCCAUGACCCUCACACCCCCAGAAAUCAGCAUCUCGGCAGACAUCAAGGAUGUUGGUAUCCUGAUAAAUGGAAGUGUUCCUGAUCUCAUUGGCUCGCGGGUAGAGUGUGAAUAUGGGCCGGGUGUUUCCACAGCUGCAACAGUGCACCUAGACUACGGUCCCGCUCAAAUCCAGACCUGCCCCCUUCUCCCCCGAGAAAACUACCAACCAAUCGUUCCUGGCACAGAUCAUCUGACUGUUUCUGUGGCGAUUAAAGUGAAUGGCACAUCUGUGGUAUCUGGGAGCUUCAUCAUCUAUGACUGUGAAAGGACCGGAGCGAUUCACCCAAAGAAAUCAUGUGUGAGCUGCCUGAGCACCAGGUGGAAGUGUUACUGGGACCAGCAGAACCACCUCUGCUUGUCCAGUAAGGACGAGUCAAAGAACAACCUGCUGGAGAAUCCUGCUUCCUGCCCCAGCUUGGUGGCCACUGAGGUUCCUCCAUCACCAUCAGGCAUGGCCCAGGACUUCACCUUAUCCCUGAGCAACAUCCAGGAGGGAGAGCAGCUGGAGUGUGACUUUGGGACGGAGCAGAGAUAUGAGGCCACAUGGCUGAACAGCUCUACUGUCAAGUGCAGCGGAGUUAUACUGUCCACAAACCAGAGGAGUCAGUUUUACCACCUCAACCUCAGGAGAAGAGGAUACUUUGGGCGUCAGGGGGAGGAUAUAUUCAUCGACAGCCCAGAGCCCAUGAAAGUGGAGGUGUACAACUGUGGAGUGGGCAGCGGAGACUGUUCCCAGUGUUGGGGUCGGGAGGAUCAGGGCCACCUCUGCGGUUGGUGUGACAACAGCUGCAGGCCGAGGGAUGACUGUCAGCCAAUCAGGGAUCAGUGCCCCGCUCCUGAGAUCUACAAGAUCUCCCCCCUGAAGGGUCCUGUGGAUGGAGGCACCCUGCUGACAGUAGAGGGCAAGAACCUGGGCCGCAGGGCUGGGGCUGUACAAAUCUCUAUUGGAGAUGUACCAUGCAUUCUUCAGCCUGAACUCUACACUGUCUCUGUGCAGCUGAUGUGUGUCACUGGGAGGUCUGCACUUGUCAUGAAGGACAUCGUCCAAGUGGAUGUGGAUCAGAGUGGGGUGGGGACGUCAAAGGAAAGCUUCUCAUAUUUAGUUCCAAAGCUGUUCUCCAUGGAGCCAGGGAAGGGCUCUCGUGCUGGAGGAACCAGAGUGACCAUUAGGGGUGAACACCUGGACAUUGGCUCUCAGGUCAAAGUCAAGGUCAACAACACACUGGAAUGUAUCAUCAUUGAGAAAACAGAUGAAACUAUUGAGUGCACCAUGCCUCCAGCCUUACUGCCGUACACUGACUCUGUGCUGGUGUGUGUGGAAUUUGAAAGCCUUCCCUGUCAGAGUGAUCAGCUUAGUACCACAUACACCUACGAGAAGAACCCCUCGAUCAGCUUCAUCCACCCGGAAAAGAGUUACCUCAGUGGUGGCAGGACCAUCACAGUCACAGGCCAAGGUUUUGAUCUGGUACAGAGCGUCACAAUGCAGGUGGUGGGGAUUGGAAUAUCAGACUGCACAGUCAUCUCCACCUCCAUGAUCACCUGUCCAUCCCCGGCGGCGAGCCAGUCCCAGCAGACCACCGUGCAGUUCCUCCUAAACGGAAUCUCGUACACCGGAGACAGCCCAGCCUCCUCGGACAGCGAGGCAGAGGAAGAGGAGGGGGAGCUUCUUAAAGGUCACUUCCUGUUGGAGUAUGUGGAGGAUCCUCAGUUCUUCACUGCUAACAAGGAGAAGCUGAUUAAACACCACCCGGGAGAGCCACUGACACUCAUCAUCAAUAAAGGGCCGAGCGAUCUGGAACUGGUGCCGGAGGAAUACUCAGUGAUGAUUGGCUCCUAUCCUUGUAACAUCAGCUUCCAUAACGACCAGCUGUUUCACUGCACCAUCAAUGGAUUGUUGAGCUCCAGUGAGAGAGAGCUGCCCGUCACUGUUCAAGUGGGGAACUUUCGUCACACUAUUGCAAAAGUGCAGCUCGGUGGCAGUGAGCUGGCCAUUGUGGUGUCCAUCGUGGUGUGCUGUGUGCUGCUGCUGCUGUGCACUGUGGCUCUUGUAGUUUACUGCACAAAGAGCCGAAGGGCGGAACGCUACUGGCAGAAAACUCUACUCCAAAUGGAGGAGAUGGAAUCCCAGAUCAGAGAGGAAAUCCGUAAAGGAUUCGCAGAGCUGCAGACGGAUAUGACAGACCUGACGAAGGAGCUGAAUCGCAGCCAGGGCAUCCCCUUUUUGGAGUACAAACAGUUUGUCACACGCACGUUCUUCCCCAAGAUGUGUUCUGAUUAUGAAAAGAGUCUGGUCCAGCCUGUCUACGAGAAUGAUGCUUUGGGUCCCCGAGCGCUGCCAGAGACCCACCCGCUGCUGCAGGAUUGGCAGCAGGCCACCAACACAACAAGGCCCAACGUAGAGGAGGGCAUCACUCUGUUCUCUACUCUUCUCAACAAUAAGCACUUCCUCAUCACAUUUGUCCAUGCCUUGGAACAGCAGAAGGACUUUGCAGUAAGAGACAGAUGCAGCCUGGCAUCUCUGCUCACCAUCGCCCUCCAUGGUAAACUUGAGUACUACACCAGUAUCAUGAAGGACCUUCUGGUGGACCUGAUUGAUGCUUCCGCCUCCAAGAACCCCAAAUUGAUGCUGCGCAGAACUGAGUCUGUUGUGGAAAAAAUGCUGACCAACUGGAUGUCUAUAUGCAUGUACAGCUACCUCAAGGAAACAGUGGGUGAGCCUUUCUUCCUGCUGCUGUGUGCAAUCAAGCAGCAGAUCAACAAGGGAUCCAUAGACGCCAUCACAGGGAAGGCUCGCUACACCCUCAAUGAGGAAUGGCUGCUGCGUGAGAAUAUUGAAGCCAAGCCACAGAACAUAAAUGUGUCCUUCCAGGGCUGUGGCAUGGACUCACUGUCAGUCAGGGUCAUGAAUACAGACACAAUCUGCCAGGUGAAGGAAAAAAUCAUAGAAGCCUUUUAUAAAAACCUGCCAUUCUCCCAGUGGCCCCGAGCAGAAGAUGUAGACCUGGAGUGGUUCGACUCCGGUAGCAACAGUAAGCUCCUGCAAGACCUGGAUAACUCCUCGGUGAUGGAGGAUGGCAGGAAGAAACUCAACACUGUCUUCCAUUACCAGAUCCCAGAGGGGGCAUCACUAGCCAUGAGCAUGAAAGACAAGAAAGAGAACACCCUGGGGAGAGUCAAAGAUCUGGACACGGAGAAGUAUGUGCACUUGGUCCUACCUCAUGAUGAGCUAAUGGAGACCAGGAAGUCGCACAGGCAGAGCCACCGCAAAAAAGUCCUGCCUGAAAUCUAUCUGACGCGCCUGCUGUCUACCAAGGGAACUCUUCAGAAGUUCUUGGAUGACCUCUUUCAGGCCAUCCUCAGCAUCCCACCGGACCGCCCACCUCUAGCUGUCAAAUACUUCUUUGACUUCCUGGAGGAGCAGGCAGACAAACGGGGGAUCACAGACCCAGACACCCUGCACAUCUGGAAAACCAACAGUUUACCUCUGCGCUUCUGGGUGAACAUCCUGAAGAAUCCUCAGUUUGUGUUUGACAUUGACAAGACGGAUCACAUGGACGCGUGUCUGUCUGUCAUCGCCCAAGCUUUCAUCGAUGCCUGCUCUAUUUCUGACCUGCAGCUUGGCAAGGACUCGCCUACCAACAAGCUGCUGUAUGCAAAGGAGAUCCCUGAGUAUAAAAAGAGAGUUCAAUGCUAUUACCAGCAGAUACAAGAAAUGGCACCUCUUAGUGAGCAGGAGAUGAAUGCCCACCUGGCUGAGGAGUCAAGAAAAUACAGAAAUGAAUUCAACACCAACCUGGCCUUGACAGAAAUCUACAAAUAUGCCAAGAGAUACAGAAACCAGGUGGUAAACGCUUUGGAGUCUAACCCCACUGCACGUCGCACUCAACUGCACCACAAGUUCGAGCAGGUCAUUGCCCUUGUGGAAGACAACAUCUACGAGUGCUGCAGCGAAGCCUGAACCUGCCAGUGUCUUUUUCUACUAGCCAUCUCCUGCUGCUCCUGCUGCCAGCUGACGUUCCCCUAUCCGGGCAGAUACUUGGGAAUGUUGGCCACUAAGGAAUUAGCCUUCAUAAGUGUCACAGACUUUAAUAGUGUGAAAAGUGUUGGCGCGAAGGACUGAAACCUGCCUCACAAGCAUCAUCCAUUAGCGAGGUGUUCUGCACUUCGCGCUCUCACCUGGGAAUGCCUGGUAUUUUUCCCAAAUCUUGUAGGAGCUUGGAGAUGAGGCUUUUUCUGGAUGUCUGUACAGUUACUGGGACCUAAAGCCCUGGUGGCAAUCUUAACGCACUGAACCCCUCUUAAGGGAAUGAGCCAAUGAUGCACUGUACUGUAAUAUAAUGUCCAUAGCAAUAUUUAUAGAUGUGUUAUAAUGCUUUCAAGUGGCCUGUCUAUCAGAAUGAAUAGGAGGGACCUUGAUAAACUCCUCCCAUCACCUAAAACCUGCAAUGUUCUCAGGUGUGAUUGAUGAAGAAUACGAGUGACUCAUUCUUAUCGGUGCUUUAAACAAUACAUCCCAAUGUGCUUUGCAGGUUGAUGAUGGGUUGCGGAGGAGAGAAGAAAGGAAUAGUAAUCAUUGUCUGUGGGUAAUACCCGCGAAACGACUGAAACUUAUAAAUCAGAUGUAAUGUAGUUCAGUGGGAAGAGCUGCAUCAGUAUAGAAGUGUUGAUUAUAGUGUGCUUGUAAACAAAUGAAUAUUAUGUUGGACUCUGAGCAAAUUUAAAGAGGGAAAUAUACAUUUAUGGAAAAAAUGUGACUCAAUAUAAUCAGAGGAGAAGAUGACUGUAUUUGUGAUGCCAAAUGACUUGUCAGAGUUUGUGAAAUAAAUUACAGUAUUUAGGAUUUUAA
Messenger RNA from Sphaeramia orbicularis (orbiculate cardinalfish), 6767 nucleotides. RefSeq names its product plexin D1 (gene plxnd1). The record is from RefSeq and is a predicted model, not a curated record. The transcript has 36 exons. Gene Ontology annotation, biological process: positive regulation of axonogenesis; endothelial cell migration; regulation of GTPase activity. Gene Ontology annotation, molecular function: semaphorin receptor activity; protein binding. Gene Ontology annotation, cellular component: plasma membrane; semaphorin receptor complex. Bases 177 to 5879 code for a protein of 1900 amino acids. Lineage: Eukaryota; Metazoa; Chordata; Actinopteri; Kurtiformes; Apogonidae.